AUGAGGCCGCCGGAAUUGGCGCUGGCCGCGGCCUUCGUGGCGGCGGCGGUGGCGCUCCUCGCUGGGGCGGCGGCCGCGGCGCCGUUCCCGGCGGCGCUGACUCUCGAGCGCGCGCUGCCGCACAAGGGGGUGCCCGCGGAGCACCUGAGGGAGCGGGACUGGGCGCGGCACGCCGGGAGGGGACUCCUCGGCGCGGCGCCCGCCGUCGCCGGCGUCGUCGACUUCCCCGUGGAAGGCUCCGCCAACCCGUACAUGGUCGGACUCUAUUUUACACGGGUGAAACUGGGAAACCCUGCGAAGGAAUACUUUGUCCAAAUUGACACAGGGAGUGACAUCUUAUGGGUUUCUUGCAGCCCUUGCACGGGCUGCCCGACAUCAAGUGGGCUCAAUAUCCAGUUGGAGUUCUUCAACCCUGAUUCGUCAUCAACAUCAGCCAGAAUACCAUGCUCGGAUGAUAGAUGUACAGCUGCCCUCCAAACAGGGGAAGCAGUUUGCCAAACCUCAGACUCCCCAAGCAGCCCAUGCGGUUACACUUUCACCUACGGCGAUGGAAGUGGCACAUCAGGGUAUUAUGUUUCUGACACUAUGUACUUCGACACUGUCAUGGGAAAUGAGCAGACUGCCAAUUCUUCAGCCUCUGUUGUUUUCGGAUGUAGUAACAAACAGUCAGGUGACCUGAUGAAGUCAGACAGGGCAGUUGAUGGCAUUUUUGGGUUUGGACAGCAUCAGCUGUCUGUCAUUUCACAAUUGUACUCUCUUGGAGUAUCCCCAAAGACAUUCUCUCACUGCCUGAAAGGUUCAGAUAAUGGUGGCGGCAUUCUUGUUCUUGGUGAAAUUGUCGAGCCAGGAUUAGUAUUUACUCCACUUGUUCCACAACAGCCUCAUUACAACUUGAAUCUGGAGAGCAUUGCUGUGAGUGGUCAAAAGCUACCUAUCGAUUCUUCUUUGUUUGCAACCUCAAAUACACAAGGAACAAUUGUAGAUUCAGGCACAACACUAGUCUACCUUGUUGACGGAGCCUAUGAUCCGUUUGUUAAUGCGAUAGCUGCUGCAGUCUCUCCAUCUGUACAGUCUGUUGUCAACAAGGGGAGCCAAUGUUUUGUCACAACCAGCAGUGUCGAUUCGUCAUUUCCAACAGCAACACUUAUUUUUGAGGGUGGUGUUGCAAUGAAUGUGAAGCCAGAGAACUAUCUAUUGCAGCAGGGUUCAAGUGGCGACAAUGUACUGUGGUGCAUUGGCUGGCAAAGAAGCCAGGGAAUCACUAUACUUGGAGAUCUUGUUUUAAAGGAUAAGAUAUUCGUUUAUGACUUGGCCAACAUGCGGAUGGGCUGGACGGACUACGAUUGUUCGUUGUCGGUCAAUGUCACCUCCUCGUCGGGGAAGAACCAGUACGUGAACACAGGGCAGUUUGAUGUGAACGGGUCGCCACGGCCAUCGUUGUACCGCAUCAUUGGCCUGGUGCCUACCGGGAUCGCCGUCGCCCUUGUGCAUAUGCUCAUUUUUGGCGUCCUGGGUAGUAGAUAGCACACGCAUACGGGGGUGACUGACAUGACAUUGUGAUUCUAUAUUUCCUCCAUUCUUUUACUAGCAAGCGGGGCCGACGUCGUCGUCGCUGCGCCCCCUUCCCAUGGCAUGAGCAUUCUUGCUGUACAUAUAAAAAUAUACAGGGAAAAAAAGAGAAGGAGAAAAGGUUAAUUGUUUACGGAGCAUGCCCUCCCGUC
Messenger RNA from Lolium rigidum, 1721 nucleotides. RefSeq names its product aspartic proteinase 36-like. Gene Ontology annotation, molecular function: aspartic-type endopeptidase activity. Gene Ontology annotation, biological process: proteolysis. The transcript is spliced from 10 exons. Lineage: Eukaryota; Viridiplantae; Streptophyta; Magnoliopsida; Poales; Poaceae. Bases 1 to 1524 code for a protein of 507 amino acids. The record is from RefSeq and is a predicted model, not a curated record.